AUGGCUCUGCUAUGGGUCAAGUUAAUCCUCUAUGGCCUCUUAUUUGGGGCCAUAUGCGGCACUGUCGCAUUAAUUCUCUGCAUUCGUGCUCUAUCAAUAUCGCAGAACUCCAAAGUUCCGAAGUGGCGACGAAAGAAUAGUCCAACUCAUCUUCUCGUCGUCCUAGGCAGCGGCGGACAUACCGCGGAGAUGUUCUCUAUGUUGCGGCGUAUGAAACUCGACCCCUCGACAUAUACUUACCGCACCUACGUCGUCAGCUCAGGAGACGAUUUCAGCGCUGCGAGGGCCGUGGAGUUUGAGACAGAAUGGUUGAAGCAGAAUUCAAAGCUAUCAUUUUCUGCCAAUGACAGCAACUCCGCAGAGUCCUACGCAAUCGUCACGGUUCCUCGGGCGCGCCGUGUGCACCAGUCUUACCUGACUGCUCCUCUUUCAACCCUUCAAUGCUUCUACGCUUGUCUUCUUGUACUUCGCGGCCGUCAUCCCGAGCAAAAGUCGCCGCUUCUCUCGCCAUACCCGGACGUUAUCCUUACCAACGGUCCUGCUACUGCAGUCUGUAUUAUUUUGGCUGCCAAAUCUUUGCGACUGUUUCACUAUCUGGGGUCUCUUUUCAAUAUCAAGAACCGCCAAUACAGGGAUAGCUCGAGAUCAUCUCAAGCGAAGAGGUCAGACGAUGCACCGGCACCAGUUCACUUCCAGCUGCGUACCAUUUACGUAGAGUCAUGGGCACGAGUCACAACGUUUAGUCUAAGUGGCAAGCUAUUGUUACCUUUUGCUGAUCGAUUUCUCGUGCAAUGGCCUGACCUAGCGGGGAAACAGGCCUGGAGGGGCAUGAGGAACACCGAAUAUGCCGGUACGCUGGUAGACUAA
Aspergillus pseudoviridinutans is the source of this 867-nucleotide messenger RNA. Its product is annotated as glycosyltransferase family protein. Gene Ontology annotation, cellular component: UDP-N-acetylglucosamine transferase complex. Bases 1 to 867 code for a protein of 288 amino acids. Lineage: Eukaryota; Fungi; Ascomycota; Eurotiomycetes; Eurotiales; Aspergillaceae. The transcript is spliced from 2 exons. The record is from RefSeq and is a predicted model, not a curated record. Gene Ontology annotation, biological process: dolichol-linked oligosaccharide biosynthetic process.